Messenger RNA from Raphanus sativus (radish), 1623 nucleotides. RefSeq names its product serine/threonine-protein kinase PCRK1. Gene Ontology annotation, molecular function: ATP binding; protein kinase activity. The transcript is spliced from 5 exons. Bases 202 to 1461 code for a protein of 419 amino acids. Lineage: Eukaryota; Viridiplantae; Streptophyta; Magnoliopsida; Brassicales; Brassicaceae. The record is from RefSeq and is a predicted model, not a curated record. Gene Ontology annotation, biological process: protein phosphorylation.
UUUCUCUUUCUUCCUAGCUUCUCUUCUUAAAAACACUCUUCACAUCUCCUUGCAAAACCCACGAUCUCUCUGACUCUCUCCAUCAUCAUCUCUCCCUUCUGACGUUAAACUUCAUCUUCUUCUGAUAAAGUUUCGAUCUUUCUGUGUACAAAGUAAACUUCAAAGUGGAGAAACCUGCGUUGGUACCAUCUCCUCUCGACAAUGAAGUGUUUCAUGUUCUCUAGUGGUGACAACAAAGACGAACACAGCAAGACACCUAAGUCUGUCUCAUUGACCUCUAACUUCUCCGACCGCGACAUAAACCGAAGCGGUUCAGAUUUCAACUCCCGAGACGCCUCUGGUACGAGCACGGAGUCGUCCAUGGGGAGGAAGAACUCGUACCCUACAACGAUGUCUACCAGAGCGAGUAAUCUCAGAGAGUUCAGCGUUACUGAUCUCAAGGCUGCAACAAAGAACUUCAGCCGUUCUGUUAUGAUUGGUGAAGGCGGGUUCGGUUGUGUCUUCAGGGGGACAGUGAGGGACUUGGAAGAUCCGACUAUCAAAAUCGAAGUUGCGGUUAAGCAGCUCGGUAAAAGAGGGUUGCAGGGGCAUAAGGAAUGGGUCACGGAAGUGAAUUUUCUUGGUGUGGUCGAGCAUUCAAACUUGGUGAAGUUGCUUGGUUACUGUGCAGAGGAUGAUGAGCGUGGGAUCCAACGGCUUUUGGUUUAUGAAUACAUGCCAAACCGAAGUGUUGAGUUCCACUUAUCCCCUCGCUCACUCACAGUCCUUACUUGGGAUCUAAGGUUGGGAAUCGCGCAAGAUGCAGCUCGUGGUUUAGCAUACCUGCAUGAACAAAUGGAGUUUCAGAUAAUAUUCAGAGACUUUAAGUCCUCGAACAUUCUUUUAGAUGAGAACUGGAAAGCAAAGCUCUCUGACUUUGGUCUGGCUCGUUUAGGUCCAUCUGAAGGACUGACUCAUGUUACUACUGAUGUUGUAGGCACAAUGGGUUAUGCAGCUCCCGAAUACAUUAAAACAGGCCGUCUCACAUCAAAAAGCGAUGUGUGGGGUUAUGGAGUGUUCAUCUACGAGCUUAUCACAGGGAGGCGACCAGUUGACAGGAACAGACCUAAUGGAGAGCAGAAGCUUCUUGAAUGGGUGAGACCUUAUCUAUCAGACACAAAGAAGUUCAAGCUCAUAAUAGACCCAAGACUUGAAGGGAAGUACACUCUUAAAGCUGUGCAGAAGCUAUCAGUUGUGGCCAACAGAUGUUUGGUUAGGAACCCAAAGGCACGUCCCAAGAUGAGUGAAGUGUUGGAGAUGGUGAACAAGAUUGUGGAAGCGCCUUCAGGGAGUGGUACUAGCCCUCCGAAGCUAGUUCCCUUGAAGAGUUUAGAGGCUUCUAGAGACGUGGGAGGGAACAAUGGUGGAGGAGGAGGUUGGUUUGGUAAGUUAUGGAACCCAAAGACAGUAAGAGCUUGUUGAUUGCGAAAGAGUCAAAUCUCUUGUUACAGGAAGAGAAGUCUCACAGUGGAGAUCAGGAUCUAGCUCAUAUUCAUACAUAUUUAUAAAUGAAGAUUUUGAAAGAUGCUAAAAUGUUAUAGUUUGAUGUUUAUAUUAUUGUAAGCCAAGAUAUGUUAUAUAGCU